AUGAGUCAAGGAAUCGUCGCCGUGUUGGCACUGUUCGUCCUCACCGGGCAGCUGUGUUCCGGACUAGGGAUUGGAACAAUAACGGUGGCUCCGAUUAUCCCAAAAGUUACAGUGCCAACUGUCGCUGUGACCCUGCCUACCGUAACGGUUCCUACCGUAACGGUUCCUACCGUAACGGUUCCCACCGUAACGGUUCCUACCGUAACGGUUCCUACCGUAACACUUCCUACCGUAACGGUUCCUACCGUAACGGUUCCUACCGUAACACUUCCUACCGUAACACUUCCUACCGUAACGGUUCCAGCUAUCAGCGUAACAGUGCCAAAGGUCACGAUUCCUUCCACCAUUACACUUCCGGUGACGCUACCAGUGACGAUACCUACGCUGGCCGUAACGACUCCGAAUUUGGCGACGAUCGGAGUUACCGUUCCUACGGUGCUCAGCGUGCUGUCUACGUUAGGAGUGACGUUACCUUCUGCGAUCCCGGUUUUGGCCACGACCACUACAACGGCAGCAACGACAACCACUACAAGCGCAGCAACGACCACCACCACAAAAGGAUCGGUCAGCACGGUGACUUUCAGCGUUAAUGGAUACACAAUAACCGUAGACGCAAGUGACCAAGCAACAAUAAAUGCCAUAAAUCAGGCGCUGCAGAACGCAGCCUCCACAACCACUGUCGCCGGAACCACCACAACCUCGACUGCUGCUCCAACAACCUCAACAAGCACGGCGGCACCAACAACAACAAGCACGGUAGCACCAACAACCUCAACAAGCACGGCGGCACCAACAACCACAUCAACAACGGCAGCACCAACAACCCUGGCGAGUACCACGACGGCCGCUCCAAUCUCGAUUAACAUCAACAUUUCGAUCACUCUGAACGGAAGCAUCGUGGUAGUGGGAUCCAACGAUUCGUCCUUGCUGACUUUGCUGAUGCAGGUAUUGGCCGAACUAGGAUCUACCACUUCGACCGUCUCUAGCACUUCGACAACCUCCACCACUAAAGCGCCUACGACAACGUCCAGUGUGGCCGCCACCACAACUCAUUCUGCUGCUGCUGCUGGGUGUGGCGGAGGCAUCGCUAUCGGCGGAGGAAUUGGUAUCGGUGGUCUGGGUGGCGGCUUGCUGGGAAUCGGGGGAGGCUUACGCAUCGGUGUUCCGAUCGCACCGAUCGCUCCGAUCGCACCAAUUGCUCCGAUCGCACCGAUCGCACCAAUCGUUCCGAUCCUUGCGCCAGUUGUCAACACCGUGGGUCUCUUGGCGCAACCCGUAGUACGUGCAGCCGGCUCGAUAGUGAACGGGAUUGGCCAAGGGAUCAGCAACAUAGUUGGUGGAAUCGCCAAUGUGGCCGGCUCCAUCCUGGCACCUCUUACGACCGGUCUCGGGGCAGGGCUUGGCGCAGCAAGUUCUGCUGCUGUAUCCGGCGGAGGGGGUUUGUCUCUGCAGGCCGGGCUUGGCGCUGGUAUCGGAGCUGGCGCAGGAGGCUUGCAGGCAGGCCUGGGACUUAGGGGUGGCCUAGCGAUUGGGGGCUGA
This is a messenger RNA of Anopheles cruzii, 1539 nucleotides long. Its product is annotated as mucin-5AC-like. The transcript has 3 exons. The coding region runs from base 1 to 1539 and encodes 512 amino acids. The record is from RefSeq and is a predicted model, not a curated record. NCBI's taxonomy places the organism in Eukaryota, Metazoa, Arthropoda, Insecta, Diptera, Culicidae.